AUGUCACAAGUAGAAGCUGACCACCAACAACAGAUAGUAAAGCCGAGCAGCGCUACUACUGUUCAUAAACAUUUUCAUUUUAUUAAUGCUCCGUUAAUUAGGAAAAAAGGGAGUAGUUCGUCGGUUUUCUUGCCAAAAAUUUUUAGGUCUAGUAAUGAUAGUAGUGGGGAGAAAACGCAAGAAAAAAAGCAAAAACGCGACAAUCUUUUCCGGUCAAAAAGCAAACCAAAUAAAUUGAAUAAAACAAAGGAUGAACCAAUGCAAAUUUUGCAAAUUCCCUCUUGUGAUUAUAUGUUAGAUUUAACUAAUUUAGAUGACGGACCAGAAUUCCAGAAAAAGAUCCUAUACCUAGUUAAUACUUUACUUGGUUGGGAUGAUAUUGUUCAUGAAUCACAAAUUCACCUCGAAUCCAUUAGCGGAGCUCUUACAAAUCGCGUCUUUUUCCUGACAGCAUUUCCUAAACACAGUCAUUUCUCUGUUACACAAAAGAAACCGCGUAAAGUUGUUUUGCGCGUGUACGGAAUCGCAGUAGAUCAACUAGUAGAUCGAAAACAAGAACUGGAAUUUCUGCAAAAGUUAUCGACUUUGAAAAUAGGACCGUUGCUUCUGGGCAUAUUCGGAAACGGCCGAUUUGAACAAUAUUUAGAUUCGGAAACCUUGACACGGGAGGACAUACGAGAUUUAAAAACUUCAAGUCACAUUGCUCAACGAAUGGCCAUUCUUCAUAAUAUUGUUAAACUCUUUCCACCUCCAAAAGAUACAGUGCCUCAAGUGUGGGUGAACAUCGACAAAUGGUACCCUUUAGCUGUCAAGGUCAUCUCAGGACCUGAAUUUAGAAACGAUCCAGCACGAUCAAAAAGACUAGAUUCCUUUGAUAUGGAAAGAUUAUAUUUUGAAAUCCAAACUUUGAAGCAGAAACUUGAUUCCUUAAAUUCGCCUCUAGUAUUUGCACAUAAUGAUACCCAAUAUGGGAAUAUAUUAAGGCUAAAUGAUGGAUCUAAUGAACUUGUGGUGGUAGAUUUCGAAUAUGCAGGUUAUAACUUUCGCGGAUUUGAUAUCGCAAAUCAUUUUUGCGAAUGGUCAUUCGAUUACCAUUCUCCUGAGCCACAUAUUCUACAUUCUGACUGGUACCCCAGCAGAAAAGAACAAUUAAAUUUUUUGAGUUCGUAUAUGGGUGCAUCUCACGAUGGUGGUGUUGAUGAACAUAAUCUUGAGUUACUACGUCAAGAAUGCGAAGCUUUUGCAUUAGCUAGUCAUGUAAUGUGGGGACUUUGGGGAUUGGUGCAAGCUGCUCACAGCCAGAUAAAAUUUAGCUAUUUUGAAUAUGGCAUGCUUCGUUUGGAGCAGUUCAGACGGGAUAUGAAUAUGAAUCAAUAA
Ambispora leptoticha is the source of this 1377-nucleotide messenger RNA. The record is from the annotation of a GenBank genome assembly. NCBI's taxonomy places the organism in Eukaryota, Fungi, Glomeromycota, Glomeromycetes, Archaeosporales, Ambisporaceae.